Molecule: messenger RNA, 1697 nt
Organism: Sorex araneus (European shrew)
Lineage: Eukaryota; Metazoa; Chordata; Mammalia; Eulipotyphla; Soricidae
Product: cytochrome P450 2C21-like
Exons: 9
Coding region: 37-1509 (490 amino acids)
Biological process (GO): xenobiotic metabolic process
Cellular component (GO): cytoplasm; intracellular membrane-bounded organelle
Molecular function (GO): iron ion binding; heme binding; oxidoreductase activity, acting on paired donors, with incorporation or reduction of molecular oxygen, reduced flavin or flavoprotein as one donor, and incorporation of one atom of oxygen
Source: RefSeq, a predicted model, not a curated record
UGUAGCUUUUAAACUUUGAAUUUGCAAAGAACAGUGAUGAACCUCUUCAUUAUUCUGGUAGUUUGUUUUUUAUGUCUGAUUUCCCUUUUUCUGUGGAAAAAAAAUUCUACCAAAGGAAAGUUACCGCCUGGCCCCACGCCUCUUCCAAUUAUUGGAAAUAUUCUACAGAUAGAUACCAAUAACAUCACCAAAUCCUUAAACAAGCUUGCAGAAGUCUAUGGCCCUGUGUUCACUGUGUAUUUUGGCAUGAAGCCCACGGUGGUGCUGCAUGGAUAUGAUGCAGUGAAGGAAGCCUUGAUUGAUCAUGGCGAGGUGUUUUCUGGCAGAGGAAGUUUCCCAGCGGUAGAUCACAUGUCCAGAGGCUUAGGAAUUAUUUUCAGCAAUGGAGAAAUGUGGAAGCAAACCCGACGUUUUGCCCUCACUGUUUUGAGGAAUAUGGGGAUGGGGAAGAGGACAAUUGAAAACAGAAUUCAAGAAGAGGCUUUGUGUCUGGUGGAAGCCUUGAAAAAAACCAAUGCAUCUGCCUGUGAUCCAACUUUUCUCUUGGGCUCUGCUCCCUGCAAUGUUAUCUGCUCCGUAAUUUUCCAGAAUCGUUAUGAGUACAGUGAUAAGAAAUUUCUAACUUUGAUGGAAUAUUUUGAUGAAAACCUGAGAAUUUCAAGUACCUCCUGGAUACAGCUCUACAAUGCUUUUCCUUUUUUAAUACAUUAUCUCCCAGGAUGUCAUAAUGAGUUGUUUAAAAAUAUUGCUAUUCAAAAUAAGUUUAUUUUGGAGAAGAUAAAGGAACACCAAGAGUCCCUGGACUUCAAUAACCCACGAGACUUAAUUGACUACUUUCUGAUUAAAAUGGAAAAGGAGAAACAUGAUAAGGCAUCUGAAUUUACUUUGGACAACUUGGUCACUACCAUAUGGGAUAUAUUUACUGCCGGAACAGAGACAACAAGUACUACUUUGAGAUACGGACUCCUACUUUUGCUGAAGUACCCAGAAGUCGCAGCUAAAGCCCAGAAGGAGAUUGAGCGUGUCAUUGGCAAACAUCGGAGCCCCUGCAUGCAGGACAGGAGCAACAUGCCCUACAUGGAUGCAUUGGUGCACGAGGUCCAGAGAUUCAUAGAUCUUGUUCCCAACAACUUGCCUCAUUCUGUGACUCGGACCAUUAAAUUCAGAGAGUACCUUUUACCGAAGGGCACAGAGAUAUUAACAUCUCUGACUUCUGUUCUUCAUGAUGGCAAAGAGUUUCCCAACCCAGAACGAUUUGAUCCUGGCCACUUCCUGGAUGAAAGUGGUAAUUUUAAGAAGAGCGACUACUUCAUGCCAUUUUCAACAGGAAAAAGGGUAUGUGCUGGUGAAGGCUUGGCCCGUAUGGAGCUGUUUAUAUUUCUGACUAGCAUUUUACAGCAUUUUACCUUGAAGCCUCUUGUUGAUCCAAAGGACAUUGACACCACCCCAGUUGUUAAUGGGGUAGGUUCUGUACCACCCUUCUAUAAGCUAUGCUUCAUUCCAUCCUAAAGAAAUUGCUGGCUGCUCUACUACAGAACGAUGCUUUCUGGCCUAUGUAAUGGCUUUGUCCAUGUCCUCCUUCCUAGCAAGAAUAUAUCUGAACCAUGUCUCUUCUAAUUGUCUAUAGUCUUCAAUAUCCAGUUCAAGUUUCCUGCAUGAAUUUGAGUUCCAUCUGUAAUAAAAAUAUUGUUCUCUUA